UCUAAUUAGCCAACUUCUUUCUUGGUUUGCUCAGUUCCGCGUUCUCACCCAAGCUUAUCGCCACUCACCGGAGGCACGACUUGAUCCUCUUUGCUUCAACAGACUUCAACAGGCUCGAGCUCAGUCCAGGGAACGCUAGAUCUGACAAGGGAAGAAUAAGGAAGCAUACAGUCACUUCUUGAUGCCGAUGAGCACUUCGAAAGCGCACGUGGAUCGAAAGGUUUAUCACACUUAAAACUGUGAUCAUACCAUUGGUUAGUGUGUUUAAUUAUUGCUUUCAGGUUACUUUGUAAGUGAAAUUGAAAACAAUACACCGGCACCACAAUACCUAUUGAAUAGCUGUGCCCUGAAACAGCUUGAUCAACAGGUGUGAAGGCCGCAGAACAAGGAGUACCGGCGCCCUGCACCUGCACUCUUUACCGGCGCCCUGCACCUGCACUCUUUACCGGCGCCCUGCACCUGCACUCUUUACCGGCGCCCUGCACCUGCACUCUUUACCGGUGCCCUGCACCUGCACUCUUUACCGGCACCCUGCACCUGCACUCUUUACCGGCGCCCUGCACCUGCACUCUUUACCGACGAGCACAGGUGCUACUGUAGCCUCAAAAGUUGGCAACAUACUGCGACAGGGUCAGCAACAAAAGAGGAAAACAAAACAAAAAUCAGAUCGACAGAUAUAAAGAAAAACAAGUGACUGAGAGAAAGAGAGAGAGGGAGGGACAUAGAGAGAGAGAGAGAGAGAGAGAGAGAGAGAGAGAGAGAGAGAGAGAGAGAGAGAGAGAGAGAGAGAGAGAGAGAGAGACACCCCCUGGAGAAUAGCAGAAGACCCGGCCCCCGGCCUGAUUGUGAGAGAGAGAGGGUGAGGGAGCGUUUUAAAGCCGGCACAGGCAUGAUGUCCUACAUUAAGCAGCCUCAUUACGCCGUGAACGGGUUAACUCUGUCUGGCCCGGGCAUGGAUCUACUACACUCUGCCGUCGGAUACCCAAACAUCCCCAGAAAGCAGCGUCGGGAAAGGACCACGUUUACGCGCGCGCAGUUGGACAUCCUGGAGGCACUGUUUUCCAAGACGCGCUACCCCGACAUCUUCAUGAGAGAAGAAGUGGCCCUUAAGAUCAACCUACCAGAGUCUCGUGUACAGGUAUGGUUCAAGAACCGCCGUGCUAAAUGCCGCCAGCAGGCGCAGCAGAGCACGGGCCAGUCUAAACCUCGUCCACCCAAGAAGAAGGCCUCUCCAGCCCGGGAGGCCAACUCUGAGGCCAGUGUCAACACCAACGGGUCCUACAGUCCAGCACCGCUUCCCCUUGGCACCACCAUCACCCCCAGCUCCAGCAGUGCCAACGCGACCGUGUCCAUUUGGAGCCCUGCCUCCAUCUCCCCGCUGCCAGAUCCACUGUCAGCCUCCACCACGCCCUGCAUGCAGCGCUCCUCUGCCUACCCCAUGACCUACACCCAGGCCCCGGCCUACACCCAGAGCUACGCAGGCUCAUCCUCCUACUUCACUGGCCUGGACUGCAGCUCCUACCUGUCUCCCAUGCACUCACAGCUCUCCGCCACAGGGGGCGCCCUCAGCCCCAUCACCUCUAUGGGCGGGCACCUAAGCCAGUCCCCCUCUCUGUCCUCACAGGGCUACACAGCCGCCUCGCUGGGCUUCGGGGCCAUCGACUGCCUGGACUACAAGGACCAAGCUGCCUCCUGGAAACUCAACUUCAAUGCAGCUGACUGCCUGGACUACAAAGACCAGAACUCCUGGAAGUUUCAGGUCUUGUAGGGGGGAGGAGGUAAGGAAGGGACCAGCCAGGAGAAGCUCCCAUUCCAUUCAGUGUUAAAGACUUGGACACAUAGAUGGUCAACUAAUCAUUUCAGUCCAUGAACUCAUUGACUGAGUAAUAUGUCAUUAUUUUUUGUGUUAUGGAAAGCAAUGUGGAAGCAGAUCCAAUGAUGUUGGACUUUGUGAUUGUUGGGAAGGUGACAAGAAAUCAAUGAUCACAUCAAUAUUGUUAAAUCUAUUAUAUCCAAUCAAUACAGCAUUAACAAUGUGAGGAUGCACAAUCAAUGGGACAUUAAAGUAAUAAAGAUAGUAAUAUAGAAUUGAUGACAAACAAAUCAACAUGUAAAAAGAUAAUUGAGAUACUAAAAUUGAAAACCGAUUUUAUUAAAAAGGACUACAUACCACACUAUUGAAAGCAAUACCCGUAGAAUGAAAUUGAAUAGAUUUAUAAUUUGAUGAUUACCAUGAGAAAAAAACUGCAUCAUUGACAAUGUUCCAUUCUUGUAUUCCAUAAUCAGGGUUUUGUGAACCAAAUGAACAGAGAUUGCAACUUGAAGGGUGAAUGGAGUAUCAAUUCGAUGGCGAGAAUGAACAAUUGAUUUAAAUAGAGAAGAAAAGAGAAAAAGGAGAUUCAAAUAUUGGUUUCAAUGGAUCCCAUCGUUCAGGUAGCUGAUAGUCAACCCCAAGUUGAUUUCUGAACAAGAUCUGUCACUCCUUUAGUGGUCUUGUUGUGCUUAAUGGUAACUGAAAACUAGAAAGGAAAAGUGGAAUUCAACCCCCAAGAUGGGUGGGCUGGCCUUGACUUUUGACCAAAUUUGAUCCAGUGGUUAUUUUUGUCAUUACUUCAGAACAAUUGAAAGUUGUGUACAUUGUAAUGAAGAAAAUGACUCUGCCUUGAAUUUGAUAUUGAACAAACAUAGGGAGUUCCAGCCAUAGGUGAAGACUGACUCCAAUGGGGACAAUGUUGUUUUCUUUUUCCCUCUGUCAUUUGUUUUAUGGUUUAUUUUUGUUAUGAAGCUGCUUUUCAUAUUUGGUGAACUGAGAGAUCCUGGAGCCAAACAGACACACAGGCAGACACACAGACGUGCAUGUGUUUCUCAAUAAGCCAGAGGGGAUGGGUAAAGCAAGGAUAACCUUUGGUACUGUCAAGUAGAGACCUUAGGCUAUCGUUGUAUCCUUUUCCCCAGUAGCUUUGAAGGGAGGG
This is a messenger RNA of Salvelinus fontinalis (brook trout), 2972 nucleotides long. RefSeq names its product homeobox protein otx5-like. The transcript is spliced from 3 exons. The record is from RefSeq and is a predicted model, not a curated record. Gene Ontology annotation, cellular component: nucleus. The coding region runs from base 890 to 1768 and encodes 292 amino acids. Gene Ontology annotation, molecular function: RNA polymerase II cis-regulatory region sequence-specific DNA binding; DNA-binding transcription factor activity, RNA polymerase II-specific. NCBI's taxonomy places the organism in Eukaryota, Metazoa, Chordata, Actinopteri, Salmoniformes, Salmonidae. Gene Ontology annotation, biological process: multicellular organism development; regulation of transcription by RNA polymerase II.